AUCGGGCAGAGACGCCAAGCAGUCUGCUAGUCUGUCAGAAGAAAGCCGAGGCUCUCUCUGUUCACAGUGUUCUGUCUGUGUUGGUGAGGAUUUCUUUCUGUCCAUGCGUUGUGCUGCUAGCUGCCUCCACAAUAGCUGGAGAACGUCUUUAUAUCCAACACCAGGGAGACUUCCCUCGCCUCGGAUACUCCAGCUUCCAUCCGCCUCUUUUACAAUCUAAGAUGCUGAGUGUGUGGCAGACUGUGACUGUGUUAGUGUCACUGAGAGGGGGGUGCCCUGGUGGUGCCGGGGGGGACUCGAUAGACAGCACCGGCCUGGUGGGCACAUCACCCGCCCUGCUUCUGGGCAGCACCCAACUGCCUCUUCAGUUCUGGUCCAACAUGAGGAAGUCAGCGCUCAAGCCAAGACGUCGCGACCUGCAUGAACCCACUCUUAAGAACAUUCUUGGCCACGACUACGAUGCGCUCUGGAUGAAGAGUGUCCGGCCCAUGUCUCCAAAUGAGAGUGAGGACGAAGGCGAGCGUAAGGCAGUGCGUCAGCUGCGUGCUCUGGUGAACGCGUCACACGAGGACAGCAGACUGCAGCUGCCCGCCGAACUGCCCACCGAGUAUCGCGAAUUGGUGGCCGGCUGGCUGGUGAGCCGCGCUACCUGUCCCAUCCACUUCACAUGGGACGACCUGGGGCCUUACUUCUGGCCACGCUUCCUGCGUCGCGGCGAGUGCCAGGCCAACGCCCACUGCUCCUGGCCACCCGGCAUGACCUGUGUGCCCGGCGGCGCCCGCAAUCUACACGUGCUCAGGUUACGGAAACACUACGGCCACCGGAAAAAGAAUAACAACCAAGUGUGGAGCACGCCUGCGAAAAACAAGGCUGACAGUAGUAAUCGCGCGAGGAAGAAGAAAAGGAGGAAGUACCGCUGCUUCUGGAUAAAAGUGCCCUAUCCUGUGCCCGAGGACUGUGUGUGCGCGUGCGCAGAAAAAGAGACUGACUCCGAUCAGGAGUUGACCGACAUGAGAUGAUCGGUUGAGAACAAAACGAUUGAAUUGAUGGACGUUUCCUCCUUGUCAAAAUUCUCCUACUUGCAGCGGACACGUUUGGUGAUUUUCUGCCGAAAUCGCUGACAAAUUGGUGCCAACAACAUUCUACAUUGAAUCACUUGUACUGUGAAACUUUAGCGCGCCCCACUUUUGUGGUCUACAUACAUAGCCAAAUUAGUUUAAAUAUAAUGCCCCUUAUCACAAAUAAUUAAAUUUAUCUUUGUCUUUCCUUUCUCAUUGACUCGAUCAAUCACUAUUGUAUUUUCAAAAUUGAUUUUCAGUGAACCAUCAAGCUUCACAAUAACAGAAGAUCAACAUUGCAGAACUUUAUGGCAAGUAACGAGAUGAACAUACCAGAAUGGAGAGGGCUGAGUCAAUAUUCAUAUCUAAUGUAUUGUAAUUAAUAUUCUUGCUAUGCAAGUCGCUUGAGAUGAUGGAAUUGAUAUGAUCCUCAAAUGAGUGAGGAAAAAUUCAUUCGAGAAAAUUAUAUUCUCAUUCGUUUCCUCAAUAGUAGAACGAUUAAUCAAUAUUAAUCUUUAAAUUAAAACAAACAUUACAAUAACAUUUUAGAUGAUUAUCUCAUAUUUUCUGAUUUCUAAAUUUGAAAUAGUAUUUGAUCACAAUAAAUAGCAUAGAAUUGUUCGGAAUAAUAACCCAAUAUCAGUUAAUUUGAAUUGAGUGACCAUCAAGAAUAUAGCUCAUUUUAUACAGAGUGAGUCUCUGUAUAAUGUAUGGGAACCCUUCAAUAAGUUGGAGACUGUUGUAGAUAUAAUACUGUAACUUUUAGGAUAAGUUAUUGGUCAAAUACUCCACCUUUUGACGAACAAGUGAAUUUCAAUAUCUUCAAUGUAAACACCCAUUGUAUAGUACAUCAUUUCAAAGGCCUUAAAAAAAGAAAGAUUGCAUCGAUAAAAAUGUUCUAUGAUACUUCUAUCCAAAAUGGCGACUGAUUGAAGUUUAAGUUUUUAAAGAAAUGAGGGGUUGUAACUCAAAUAUUUUGAAUGUAAACACCCAUUGUGUGAUACAUAAUUUUAAAGUCUGUUUCAAAACGAGAAAGAUGACAUCAAUGAAAAGUUUCAAUGAUACUUUUAUCCAAAAUGAUGGCUGAUUCAAGUUUAUCAAUUAUUUCUUUACUACUUCCCAUCAAAAUUCGGAAAUGGAAUAAAUAGUAAGGGCUAUAAGUCUGUAUUUUCAUUUCCAAUCAUUUUACGAUUAUGUAUUUUAUCACUGUUGAAUAACUGUCAAAUAAUGAAGAUUUGAAUUAAUUUUCAUGAUUGUUACUUCGUUCAAAUGCAUUGAUUGCAUUCUUGCAGGAAGUUGUAAUACACUGACACUACUUGUUUUUUCCUUAAAUGAUAGAUUUAUGCAAUAAUUGAAUAAUAUUAAGAAAUAUAGAAUUUUGUAUUUCAGAUGAAUGCAAAGCUUUCAAAAAUGAGUGAAUAAUCUGUCAUUAAUAUGCUAUGUAUUCUUAUGCAUAAGAAAUAGAUCUGAAAUUGAUUGGAAGAAUUUUGUAGGGAUCUUGAAAGUAUGAAUAGAACAUGCAAAUCACUUUUAAUUAUUGUAUAAUAUGACUUCGAUUUGUUGCUUGCCUUGGUAUGUGAUAUUAUUGAAAUGAAGUAGGCUAAUGUAUACUAAUAUUCCACUGUCUGAACUGUAUUAUAAUCUAUCUAUUUAUAUAGUAUCGGUAGUUUAUGUCGAUUUGGUUCGAAUCAACUGGAUUAAGGGUGCUGACUUAAGCUUGUUAGCUCUUUGAAUUUUCAGGCUAAUCGUAAGUUUGAUGUUUCUAACUCUCAAACUAUAUUAUCUAUUUAUUGCUCCCUCAUAUUUGAGAUGAAUUCUUCGUUUGGUAUGAGACCAUCAGAAAUUCAAUAGAAUCAAUUUCUACUAUACUCACAUAAGGUUUUUUCAGGAAACAAAUGCAUCCUACUAUGGAUCAUGUAUUACUAGAUUGUAGGUAUUACUCUUUUGUAAAUUAAUUCCAGGUCGUUGAGUUUUAGUGUUAGGAAUAAUGUUGCUCUCGUAAGAUCUCACUUAUUAAUAAAUUAUUCGAAAUGAUGGUAUACCUCACUACAUCAAAUUAAAAAUAUGAGGAAGCAAUUGAGGAUUCUAUCUAAUGUAAAAGUUAAUGUUUUAAUGCUUUUGUUUUAGAUAACCAGAAAAAUUAAUGUGUAGAAUAAGUGCUGAUACAAUAUUGUAUCUUGUUUGUUGGAAGCGUAACGUAUUCUCGAAAUAGGCUUUUCUCAAAUGAUUAUUUUAUCAAUUAUGUGUGUGCUUGAAUUACUCAAAAAUUGAAAGAAUUUUGUGAUUUAUGCAUACUCUUAUUCCUGAAAGAAAACGUUAUUACUGUGUUAUUUUUUAGACAUAUUGAGUAGUUUGAACCUUCAUCUGUGAACACUGUCUUUUGGAAGUCAUGAGUAUGGAAAAAUAAUUGACAAUGAAAGCUCUGUGAGUCAUGAACAGACUUAUGAGGUGAGCUAAACACCUACAAACCAAUGAUGAAUUAUUCAAAUUAUAUACAAGAUUUUACUGAUAAUAAAUUCUCCUAAUUUUAUUAUCAUUAUAUUUCUAUCUCAGUUGAUCAAUUUUUAGCAUUCUUCUAGAACAUUUGUGAUUUGCUUUCCAUAUUGUACAUUGCACUCUAGCUUCAGAGCCUGCAGAAAGUUCUCACCUUUUUUCUUACAAUUUUGAAAAUAAAUUAAUGACUUAUGAAUUCACACUCAA
Messenger RNA from Nilaparvata lugens (brown planthopper), 3758 nucleotides. Its product is annotated as noggin-1-like. Lineage: Eukaryota; Metazoa; Arthropoda; Insecta; Hemiptera; Delphacidae. The coding region runs from base 222 to 1019 and encodes 265 amino acids. The transcript has 4 exons. Gene Ontology annotation, biological process: negative regulation of BMP signaling pathway; osteoblast differentiation; dorsal/ventral pattern formation. The record is from RefSeq and is a predicted model, not a curated record.